Cryptococcus deneoformans JEC21 is the source of this 5631-nucleotide messenger RNA. RefSeq lists its product as hypothetical. The coding region runs from base 174 to 5393 and encodes 1739 amino acids. The record is from RefSeq and is a predicted model, not a curated record. The transcript has 6 exons. NCBI's taxonomy places the organism in Eukaryota, Fungi, Basidiomycota, Tremellomycetes, Tremellales, Cryptococcaceae.
UAUCCAAUACAUUUCAUCCUCCUGAUUUUGCUGCCUUGUUCAAGAUAUCCAUUGUUUUUGCCGCUCAUAUCGCCAACGCCGUCGCUUCGCCGCUUACUCUCCUUCACAACUGAACCGGGCACCCGUUUACGGCAUAGCGCCCUUCAUUUCUCACUUCAAGCUUCGAGAAGAAGAUGGACCGUCUCUUCAGGAAAAAAUCCUCCAGGACAUCUGAAAAGCUACUCAAUUCUAGCAAACGCAAAAGCAAACAAUCUGCAGCGCUGUCGGAAUCCUCAGGUGAUGACGGCUCGAAAGAUGUUUAUGGAGAAAAGAGAGUACCGGGCGUCGCACCUAGUCUGGAUGUGGACAUAAGGAACAGUCUUAUAUUACCUUCACUGUCACAAAGGUUCUCAGUUCUUCUCCCGCCUCUUGCAACAGCCCCGGAAGACUCUAUUCGUACACUUCUUGCUUCACAGCGUGCCAGAAUACACGGUCCAGCAUUGACGGAAGAAGAAGAAGAGCUUCUUUUUGCAGAGCUCAGAGCUAGCGAAAGAAAUGAAUGGUAUCGCAUGCCGCCAAAAUCAAACUGUGAUGACGACAGAAUUCGCACACCUAACUCAAAAGCAGACAUAAUCCCCAAUCCAGUUUCUCCCUUUAUUGAGACUUCUGCCCCCAGUCCCUCGAUUAAUGUCUCCGACGAUGGUCAAUCAUCACCCUUACAUCCUGGAAGUAGUCCGCUCAUAUCUUCCCCACCGCCCACGUCCAACUCAUUCUCAUCAUUCAAGACAUUUGGCGUCGCCUCAAGCCCUGAACAACCCACAUUAGGAAGUCUCAAAAGUAAAGAAUUAGAAUCUGGAAUGGGCGGUAGCAUGGGUCUUAGAGAGAAUGCGUAUCUGCGAAGAGCGCCAGAGCAAGGCGGAACGAAUGAUCUUAAAUAUACAUCAGGUAAAUCGCGAGGGAAGAAAGAACAAGGAGACAAAGGUGAUGUGCCAACAACGACAUUGAUGAAGACUGCAACCGACCAUGAUCUAAAGCCACAGUCUCGCAUCCCAGACAGCUCUAUGCGGUCCGAGUCAACAAUGGCCUCUUUAUCAUCUGUAGUCGGCCCCCAUUCUCAUGCGACACCAAUUAUCAAUACUCUCAGACCUGAUCUCGGGUCCCCAGAAUUGUCGAAUUUCGCAGGUCAGCCGCGACAAAGAUAUAGCAAGUCUCUAUUAUCGGAAUUAACGCCGGCCCAGAUCAAACGAAUAUCAAUGGCUCUUGAAGAGAUUGGAGGACAAUUAAAACGAGGUGGGAAUAUUAUGGAAAACAAUAUCCACAAAGAAUGUGAACAUACAGCAGGUGAUGAAGAAGAGGUGUUGGCCAGUGGAGAAAGUCAGAAGAAUUUGUCUGGAAAUCAAGAUGAAAUGCGCGGAGAAAGGCCCCGAAGACCAUCUGAUGUGUUUUCCGAAGGGUCGCGUUCUGCAACUUCUUCGGUCUUCCCAUUCAAAACGUCGCCGACAAAUAGCACAUUCACAGGAAGGAGCGCGAAUACGCUUACCAAUACUGAUUCAGCUUCUCCCUCUCGCCUGCCUUCAUCUCCUCGGUCUCACAAUCUUCGCGCCGUUGUUAAUGAAGAUAUUCCACCGGUUCCCGAAUCAACUUUGACUCCUACUCGCCUCCAACCUGUCAAAGCUAACAGUAUCUUAUCCAACGCUUCGGCGGCGUCUACACCGACGCCAUCCCUAGUACUUCAUAACCCUGCUUAUGUCCCUGGGCAACCUAGGCCUAUCAGACCAACGCACCAUGGGGAGGGUUCUUUGUCCUCGAGAGCAGCGACACCCAACGGCCAGCCACAUUUUGAUAUACUGCUGAAUUCAAGAUCAGUGACACCUGAUAGCCAAUCCCCUCCCAAUACAUUGAGGUCCUCGGCUGCAUAUUCUGACGCCACGCAAAGCACCAAUACUAGCCCAUCACCGCUUCUACACUACCCCAUUUCCCUCGCGAAAGCGACCUCGCUGUCGAGAUCUUAUAGUGUCAACCAAGCUUCUCUGCCUAUCGGUGGGGACUCUGACCAAUCUUCGGUUACCCGUCGCCGGGCUGGUACCAUUACUUUAGGAGAAACUGAAUCUGGUCGAGGAUUAAAUUUCUCGAGCGAAGCCCACCCGUUUUUGCAAAGGGAGAUUGUGGAGGAAGAGGAGUAUGAGCACGAGGAGGAGCAAAAAACACGAUCUCGCGAACAUCUCAAGGAGGAAGAAAAUGAUGCGGGAUCAACACUAGAGCUGAAAGAAGCUAUUAAUCGACAUAGCCUGGGAGCUUCGUGGUACGACCCAAAAACAUCUAUCGAUGAAGAGGAAUCUUUCCAAAACGGUCACAAGUCACAAGCGCGAGAUGUCGUUGAAACAGCGAUAUUUUCUCUGGAUGCCUUAAGAACGGAUGAUGAGACCGCUGAGGGCGCCGGUUUUUUCUCUCCAAUUCCUUUACAACGUUUGUCAUGCGACUCCCUCGAUUCAGUCUUUGAUCCUAAGCAGGACGUCCCUCAGUGGAUAGACAUCUUUGAUGGCAACGAUUUUGUCCGAGUGGAUUCGGAAACUGAUGACAUAUCUGAUUGGCCUGAGAAACCAGAACUACUGCUUGAAAAGAUUACGGGGCUGGGGGUGGAAGAGUUGAUGCUUUUGCAGGAAGAAUUGGUUACAAAGGCUAGAAGAGAGAGAGAAGCAAUGGGUCUGGGAUUUAGUCCUCUGAUUUCUGACACGCCAACAAUACCUAAGCAGUAUUGCAGCUUGAAGCAACAGUCACCCCGUCUCAAUGUAGAAGGCCCACCCGCAGUCGAUGCGCGGACUACAAAUCCAAUGACAAUGAACGGUAUAAUCCCUGUAACUUCAGCAAUGGAGUCGUCGUCAUCGAUGGCUUCGCAAAUAGCCGAUACCAUACCUUGUGCGCCUCAACGACCAGUACUUGACAUGCCUCCGCAGCCCCUUCCAGCUCCUCCUACUCAAGAAGUUCCUAACGCCGAAUCUUUCUCAUCUGCAACGCGUAUGCGUGGCAAUGUAAUCGAUAAUACUACAGAAAGUCUAGAAACUGAAAAGGAAAAGGACUUCCGCACAAGGAUUGCUGCUGCGACUGCUGCCCUCAAUCGUAAUCCCUCCAUACAGGGCGCUCGGCUUGAACGUAAGAACACCAAACGCGGGGCGGCCAUGGUCAUCUCCAGUCCCAAGCUCCUUUCCUCCACCGCUAAGGUCCCCACUCACCCCCUUACUCCCCCAGAUCACCCUUCGGCUGUGGAUUCAAUUUUAGAGAAAUCGCUGGAGAAGAUGAGCGGAUCAGGCAGUAAGAUGAGUCAGAAGUGGAAGAAGCUUAUGAAGAAGGGGCCGUCUGUAUCAAGUUCCGAGGCGUUCAAGCCUGUGCAUCCUAUGUCAGCAGCGAAUUCGGGUUCCACAGACCCGAAUUCGAUCCCGCAGCCCGCUCCAGUAGCCCGGUUGCAACGAUCCAAUUCUCAAUCGGUGUCAAGAACUCUGGGAGCUCCAAUUCAACUUCGCCAGGAGGCUAACACUGCAAUCUCCCUCUCUUCAGCUCCUCCUGAUCUCAAAUCCUUCCAAUUCCCGCGACGGAUAGAUCAACGAGAGGGCUCGAACGCUGACCAGAAAACUUGUCCGGCAAUGACUAUUUCACAAGUACCGACACGGGUCAUUACACCCCCAAAUACAACCGUACACGGCGACGCUCCCCUUGAUCAGCUAUCCGAGCGGACGCAAUCCCCAACUCAAGACACUGCUAUACUCAAUUUCCUCCAGGCAGGUCGUCAGUUGGGUCUGAAGGAGGAUCAGCUGAAGGCCAUAUUAGUCCAAAAGGAAAUGUUGAAUGACUCUGACACCAUUGCAAGCAAAGACUCUGCUUUACCAAACUCAGAGCCCGUUUUGAAAAUAUCACCAUCCUCGUCCGCGAGGCAGCGGUCUCCAACGCCUAUAUGGCAAGCGGAGAAGGCCAUCGCCAAACAGAAGAAGGAGGGUCUAUUUCGCUCUCUCUCGAAGAAGGCGAGGGAGCUGCCAAUUCGAAUGCGCACUCCGGAGCCUCCUCAGAAAGAAGUCGUGACGCCCGUCUCCGUAUCUAGGCCUUUGCAUGACAAGGUCGUAUUGAGACGUACGAUGAUUUUUCCUGACGGUUUAACACCUUCAGCUUUUCAAAUGUCUUCGGACGUUACUCCCGGUUCUCCCAGUUCGUCAAAUGUUGGUAGACAACCGAGUCAACGAAAACUGUCAAUUCGACGUAAACCUCUCAAUCUUUCGAAAGAAGAUCGCGAACUAGUGUCAAAUAGUCCACCGGCACAUCAAACGGGAUUUGGUUCCAAUGCUAGUCCUUCCCAAAAGCAUGAAAACAUUGCACAUGAGGAUCAGAACUUCGGCUUCGUUUACCGCAAUCCGGCGCACCGUGCAGACGAUUCAACUAAGCGACGGAGCCUUGCUUCUAUGACAUUGUCUAGAAGGUCUCUCUCUGGCAUGUCUGAACGCUCAUCCACUGCCGGCUCGCUGAUUGACAUGUACGGGGACGACCGGAAUGGAGGGGAAGAGAUGCUUCUCAAAAGUCCUCCUCUUGAUAGAGAUAGUAGGAUAAUUGAAACGAUCCAAAAUGGGCCUGCGCAAGCGGUAGAGAUUUGCGAGUAUGCAGAUGGCCAAGUAGUAUGGUCUGUGGUUGACGCUUUGCGCACUUCAGUAGCCGCUUCUGUUGAUGAAAACGACGGUCCUUUCGGCCACAGACUUUCGCAAUCAUCUUCAAAUUAUUCAGCAAACAAAGUCUCUGUCUUCGGUGAAAAACAUGACUAUUUUACAGAGACUGAAUCGAUGAGCAGACCGUCCGGGGCUAAUAUAGCUCCACUUAAUGUUCGACACAUCGCUAACCGAAAGUCAAUUAUCAAACCCAGACCACCAACAGAUGUCUACUUCACGUCAUCUCAUGAUGUUGCCGAUCUCAUUGAUCAUCUUUCACGCGACCUCGAAGCGUCUCGUGGCCGCAUAGACAUCAUUUCGUCUCACGAUUCUUCGGUCGACACUGACAGGCCUUUUCACCAUACUCCAUUCAAUAUCGAGCAACACCGUACACCCGGAUCGCCAUCGAGUAACUCUCAAUUUGAAGACGCCCCAUCCCCAGCCCCUCCACCCCGCAGAAUACCCUUUUCACAACGCAUUCAUCCUCGAAGUCCAAGAUCCUACCAUCCUGCUAGCGAAAUAAAUAUAGAAGAAGAAACAUCGCUGAAGCACCAUGUGGGUCAUCAAAUAGGCCGGUCGAGUAAUACCAAUUCCUUUACAAACUGCGAGACACAUGACCCUUCAUCAAGACAUUUUGCGAAUUCCUCUCAUGUGCAGGGCAAGUCUUUAGAAUAUAGGCUACAGGAGUUGAUGGAUCGGAUGCGGAAUGCUAAGCCCGAUGGAAGAAGAUGAUCAUAGGCGAAAGAAACCCCUCCAACCAGCGACCUGUAUCGAUUGAUAUCGCUGUAUGGGAUGUAGAAAUUACAGUGUGAUAUGACGAUCUCAUGUGUAUAAUAAUGAUUCAAUACGAUAUCUACUGCUUCCGUCAAAUUCAUGAUGCUUGCUGUAUCUAUAUGUCUUUUCCGCCAAUGCAAGCUUUUGAUUUAGUGUUAAAGGGUCCACCCAGUGAACUCGGCGUACAAGUGUAUCC